CUUCUCUUGGUUACUUACAGAGAGAAAGAGUCUGGGCAAGAUGGCGGCCGGGGAGGCAGAGGCAGCCUCGACAGCUGACGGAGAGCGCGUCUCCUUGCGAUCGGGCAUGUAACCACCCUGGACGCCCAGCUGCCCUGCCUCCCCACCCCCGCCCUUGGAGUCAGGCUGGGCCGCGGAAGCAGCGACAGCCGUCGCCUCCCCUUCUCCACUCCCUCCGCCAGUAGCUGCCAGCAAAGAUGUUCUCGGCCCUAAAGAAGCUGGUGGGCUCCGACCAGGCCCCCGGGCGGGACAAGCCCAUCCCGGCCGGGCUGCAGUCCAUGAACCAGGCACUCCAGCGGCGCUUCGCAAAGGGGGUCCAGUACAACAUGAAAAUUGUCAUCCGGGGGGACAGAAACACAGGGAAGACCACUCUUUGGCAUAGACUCCAAGGAAAGAAAUUUGUUGAAGAAUACAUUCCUACUCAGGAGAUCCAAGUCACCAGCAUCCAUUGGAAUUAUAAGACCACUGAUGAUAUUGUCAAAGUCGAAGUCUGGGAUGUCGUUGACAAAGGCCAAAAAAUCCAGCUGCGUGAUGCUUUGGGCAAGUGCAAAAAGCGAGGGGACAGCUUGAAACUGGAGAAUGACCCGCAGGAGGCAGAGUCAGAGAUGGCUUUGGAUGCAGAAUUCCUGGAUGUGUAUAAGAACUGCAACGGUGUAGUGAUGAUGUUUGAUAUCACCAAACAAUGGACCUUUAACUACAUCCUGAAGGAGCUUCCUAAAGUGCCAACCCAUGUUCCAGUGUGCGUGCUGGGGAACUACCGGGACAUGGGUGAGCACAGGGUCAUCUUGCCAGAUGACGUCCGGGAGUUCAUUGAUAACCUGAACAGACCUCCUGGCUCUUCGUACUUUCACUAUGCCGAGUCUUCCAUGAGGAAUAGUUUCGGCCUCAAAUACCUACAUAAGUUCUUCAACAUCCCCUUCUUGCAGCUGCAGCGAGAGACGCUGCUGCGACAACUGGAGACCAAUCAACUUGAUAUUGACGCGACGCUGGAGGAGCUCUCUGUCCAGCAGGAGACGGAAGACCAGAACUACGAAAUCUUCCUUGAGAUGAUGGAGGCUCGCAGCCGAGGGCAUGCUUCCCCCCUGGCAGCCGAUGGGCAGAGCCCUUCCUCGGGGUCCCAGUCGCCAGUAGUUCCACCAGGCAACACCUCGGGGAGUUCGAGCCCGAGCACCCCGCAGCCGCCGCUUCCACUCCCUCAGCAGAGCCCAGCCAUCCCAGCUGCUCCCCUAGAAUCCCUUACACCCCAGGUGCCAGUGCUUCUGCCAGAGACCCAGCUACCCGCAGCAACAGCAGCCCCCGUCCCUCCUGCUGCACCCCCGCCACAGAAGCGCAGCAUCAUCGCUCGACUUUUUGGGACAUCUGCUCCUGAAGUGACCCCACCUCCGCCAGAUCCUGCAGCUGCCGCUCCUGUUCCCGAAGUUCCUUUGAAAGUGCAGAGCGUGGAGGACUUUGUCCCUGAAGAAAGCCUGGACCGCAGCUUCCUGGAUGACCCCACCCCACAGAAAGACAAGGGGAAGCUUCAAUCUAAGCUGCGCACUGAUAGCGAUAGUGACAGGGAUGCCCCUGGAGGGAACCCAUUGGUAGCUGGCUUCCAAGAUGACCUGGAUUUAGAUGAUCACAUGCCCAGCAAACCCUUGCCAGCAGUAGAGAUGGUACCAAGCACAAAUGUUGCCCUGUCAAGUGACGAGGACGAAGAGGAGGAAGAACACUCCAAAUUCACCAUCAUGGCUGAUGAAGACAUUAGCUGUGAACAAGAGACAAAACGAUCUUCCAAAAAGCCCUUGAAACCCUCAAAGCCAGGACCUUCUACCAAAGCAGUAGACCUGAAGACUCCCACUGGCUUUCCUGCUCAGCUUGGGACAGAGCAAAAUGAUAGCACCAAGGUUCCUUCUGCUGCAGUUGCCCCGGAGGCUGCCUCCUCUGCAUCAGCCGCCCCAUCCCAUCCUCAGAAGGCAGCUGCCCCCACCAAGCCCUCUGGUUUGAAACCGAAGGGGGACAAACGAGAGGAGUCGGACAGCGAUCCAGAGGGACCAAUAGCUACCCAGAUGCUCUCCUUCGUCAUGGACGAUCCGGAUUUUGAAAGCGAGGAGUCCGACAGCCAGAAGAAUAGAGUGGGCGAGUUCCCCGUGCGAGAAGAUUUCUCUGACAUCUCUGAUGAAGACGCUGCUUCGAAACCCCCACAGCCAUCAAAGCCAGUGAUCCACUCCUUCAAGCCGAAGAACGAUUCAGAUCUCUUUGGCCUGGGCUUGGAUGAACCAGGCCCCAAGGAAAGCAGUGAGGAAGAUAAGGAGAAGCAAUCCUCCAAAGAGAAAAAGAAGAAAAAGAAGAAGAGCAACAAAGAGGAAGAGGCUGGCCCAGAAGAUCUGGAUCAUGUAGGGUCAGCUAGUCUCUGUCCUGCCGAGGAAGAAGAGAAGUCAGCCGCAAAGAAGAGCAAACACAAGAAGGUCAAGGAGAAAGAGAAGGAGGAGGGCAAGGAGGAGAAGAAGAAGAAGAAGAAGCGGAGUAGGGAGAAGGACAGUGGCAUCGACGAACUGGAGGCCUUUCUGGGGAGUGGGGCAGGUGCCUCCAAGCUUCGCGGGGGUGGAGACUAUGAGGAACUGUAGCCCUGUCCUGCUGAGCCCGUGUUCUGCAGGUGCUCCUCAUGGUAGGCUGCCAGAGGGGCAGAUGAGUGAGGCAGUGGCCCUUUCUGCCACAAAGACUGCUGGAAAUGCAGAAGGCUGGCAGGACCAAGAGAGGCUUUCUGCCUGGGCAGAGGAAUGGUGGCGAAGUUCAGCCCUGGAGGUACUUGGGAAGGGGACAGGCCAAGCAAUGGCUCGUUGGCCACCCAGGGCUCCUGAGUCCCUGCUUUGCGGCCUCCUUCCUGAGAUACCCCUGGGUCAGGCUUGGCCUGGGGAGGAGCGGAGGGGGCACCCGCCUCACCCCAACCUCUCCACUGCAGGAUUGGAACGGACAGUUGCUGAGUGCCGCUGUCACCCUGUGGAAGAAACUACGUCUGAUUAUGGAUUUGUGCUAUUUUUUUACCAGAGAAGCAGUUAUUGACUGGCUCAACUGAGAGCUCGCAGGAGUGAUGCGGUUGAGCUUCUGAAACCUGCAGGGCUUUGGCAAGAGGGGGGAGGCAAGGGGAGGGGAGGGGAGGGUCGUUCACGUUGCACUGCAGCCCAGUUACCCUCUCCUGCUGCUUCAGGGGUCCAAAGGACCCCACUGAUUUCGACAGCUCCCGGUGUUCCAAACACUUCUUGUGAGCAGCUGUGCACUUUGAAAAGGAACGGCCGAGUUGCCUGUUAAAAACUUAAGAGAAAGCCCUGUCCCCCUCCCGCCGCCACCCCUUGCCUUCCUUCAGUAUUGUAUUUUACAUAUCUUGGAAACCAGCCCAGGAAAGUACCUCUCAGGGACUGUCUUCAGUGCAGAAGUGUAGUUAACAGAAAUCCAGAGGGUUGCUGGAAAGAUUUCCUUUUCAUAAUGGAAGCUGUUUGAAAAUAGCCCCUUUGGCUGUCUUAGCAAAGAGCUGGGGAGGAGAGUUCGGUGGCUAUUCUUGUUCUCGGCUCUGUGGCGCUGAGCCUUGGAUCAGGUGGCAUAUUGUCCCCUCUCGCCAGAGCAAAGGGCACCUCGUCGUGUGAUUUUGGGAAGUGGUUUUGAAGUCUGGCUCCCUGAACCAGUGCAUGUUUUUGACCGGCACCUGAUACCAGUUUGCCUAUCUGUCUUGCCUUUCCGUGUUCCAGUGUGUGGCUCCUGCGACCUUCCGCACACCUCCUUUGUGUUGCGGUGCUCCGCCCCCUCUGCCCAACUUACCCUCCCAAACCAUGUUCCAAGGAAAACUGGUUCUCAGUGUGUCAGCCUUCCAUUGCCUUGUUGUGUGCUGAUUGGAUUUUGUUUUUAACAUUCCGCCCCCGCCCCCCGCCCCGCCCCCCUGCCCCGCCCCCAGCUGUUCCCUCUGAACUACCUGCAGAAGAAUCAGGGUGAUUUUCAAGAUGAGUUGAUUCCCCAGCUGCUGCUUUGGAUCCAGUCUCCCCCUCAGAGAUUUAUUGCCCUUUGAGAAACACACUUGUGAUCGGUUUGCAUAUCAGUCCAGCUGCCACGAGUCUUAACUGCAUGAACUGCUCAUCUCAGGAAUGUUCUCUCACCGAUUCAUCCUUGGUCUUUCGGGACAGGAGGCACCUGUUCUGGCGGGGAGGAGGGGAAGGAGAGGCUGUGCAUGGGAAUAUCUUGAACCAUCAUCAAUCCCUGGGAGCAGAAGCCUGCAGGGUCCCUUGAAGCAGUUUCCGCAAGCCUUUUCUCUAGAAACUCACACCUGAGCCUGACUGAGUUCCAUGUGAGUGUCUUGGUCUUGUUCCUUUAUUUGUUUCUUUGUUUUGGGGGGGAAAAACCAAUGGUGCACUCCAUUCCAAAUCUAUAAAGCUCUCAGUUAUA
This is a messenger RNA of Sphaerodactylus townsendi, 4446 nucleotides long. It is a transcript of the gene RABL6, whose product is annotated as RAB, member RAS oncogene family like 6. Gene Ontology annotation, cellular component: nucleus; cytosol. Bases 237 to 2642 code for a protein of 801 amino acids. Gene Ontology annotation, molecular function: GTP binding. The transcript has 17 exons. The record is from RefSeq and is a predicted model, not a curated record. NCBI's taxonomy places the organism in Eukaryota, Metazoa, Chordata, Lepidosauria, Squamata, Sphaerodactylidae.